This is a messenger RNA of Dictyostelium discoideum AX4, 825 nucleotides long. RefSeq lists its product as hypothetical. The transcript has a single exon. Lineage: Eukaryota; Evosea; Eumycetozoa; Dictyosteliales; Dictyosteliaceae. The coding region runs from base 1 to 825 and encodes 274 amino acids. The record is from RefSeq and is a predicted model, not a curated record.
AUGAUUCCAAUAAAACAUCAAAAUUUUAUAAAAGAAAUAAUUGAAUUAUUAAAAAAUGAUUCAAGAUUUGAAUGUUUACUAGGGGCAGGAUCAAUGAUUAAUGAUGAAAUGGAUGAACAUUCUGAUUUAGACUUAAUGUUAGUUGUUAAAAAAGAAGAAUUUUCAGAGAUUAUGCUAAAAAGAAAAGAAUUUGCAAUUAAAUUAAAUGGUUAUUUAUCUGGAUUUACAGGUGAACAUGUUGGAGAACCAAGACUUUUAAUUUGUUUAUAUGAAAGGGAUAAUGAAAAUAAUCAAAAUGAUUUAUUAUUACAUGUUGAUUUAAAAUUUAUAACAUUCGAUUCAAUGAUAAAAGAAUUAAUCGAAAUGCCAGUUGUAUUAUGGGAGAAUGGUGAUAAUAAUAAUAAUAAUAAUUCAUCAAUUAAAGAUUUAAUAAAAAAUUCAAAUGUAAAAUGGCCAAAUAAAGAACCACAAUGGUUUGAAGAUAGAAUUUGGAUUUGGAUUCAUUAUUGUUUAACAAAAAUUCAAAGAGGUGAAUUAUUCGAAGCUAUUGGUACGUUAUCAUGGAUUAGGGAUCAGGUUUUAGGUCCAAUGUCAAAUCGUAGAAUUGGAUUAAAUCAAAGAGGUGUUAGAAAAUUGGAAUUAAUUUCUGAACCAAUUUCAACAUUACUAAAAACAACAAUUCCUUCAAAUAUUGAUAAAUCUUCAUUAUAUGAAUCAUGUAAUAAUUGUAUUACAAUUUAUAUAAAUUUAAGAAAUGAUUAUCCUCCAAAUAAUAUUAUUAAAAAUAUGCCAUCAGUUUUAAAUAAAAUUUUAAAUAAUAUUUAA